UACUAUUGCCAUUUCACUUGGUGUACAGUCCAACAAGCAUGCAGAGAGAUAAAACUCAAGUUGAUAAGUAAAAAUGUUCAGUGUGUAUUGAACAUAUUGUUGUAUCAAUUGCCAAAACAAAAACCAAAGCAGAAAAAAAUCAUUGUUUAUUACUCCAGUCCCGCAUCACUUUUACGUUCAGUCUGAAUUGUGGUGUAGUAGCAAUAUGUUCUCAUUGCAUUUAUUUUAACAUAUUUACCAAAAUUUUGUAUUAUUUUCAUAAAUUUCACAUUGUUUCAUGAAUUAAAAAAGAUUCCUUAAGUUUCACGCAAAAUUACAUAAUGCUAGAGAUUAGGAAAUGCGUUGUGAUUGUGUUAUUAUUGUGCGUUAAUUCAAUCAAGUGUGAAAUCGAUGAUGGUUCGAAACAAGGCCAACUGGUUUUCGCACAUGUGAUUUACAGACACGGCGAUCGCACUCCGGUAGACCCGUACCCAAAUGAUCCGUAUAAGGACAGGAAAUAUUGGGAAGAAGGUUACGGACAACUUACCAACGUGGGAAAAGAGCAACACUACCAAUUGGGUCAAUUCUUCCGAAAAAGAUAUCGUAAACUUCUUGAAAAUGGCAAUUAUUUACGAGAUUUUAUUUACGUUCAAAGCACGGAUGUAGAUCGUACAUUGAUGUCGGCGGAAUCGAAUUUGGCUGGACUUUUUCCACCCGAGGGCAAUCAAAUAUGGGAUAAUCAAAUAAAAUGGCAACCAGUUCCUAUUCAUACAAUACCCGAACAACUGGAUGGAGUUCUGGCGUCAAAACGGCCAUGCGCACGAUAUACGAUGGCCGCAAAGAAAUACCAAAAAUCACAAGAGUUUCAAGACUUGCUCAAUAAGUACAAAUCAUUGUUUCAGUAUUUAGAACAAAAUUCCGGUACAUCGAUUAAAACGCUCGAUGACGCACAGUAUUUGUACAAUACCCUCUGGAUUGAAAAUUUGAAAAAUUACACUUUGCCGGAGUGGACGAAAAAGAUUUUCCCUGGCGGUGAUUUGCAAUGGGUUGCAGAUCGGUCAUUUCAAGUGCAGACGAAUACACCCGAAUUGGCUCGAUUGAAAUCCGGUUUUUUGCUUCGCGAAAUGCUGGACCGUUUCGACCAAAAAAUUGCAUCAAAACUCAAUCCAGAUCGUGGAGUGUGGGUGUACAGUGCACAUGACACAACCGUUGCCAAUAUUUUGAAUAGUCUUCAAUUGUUUGAGCCACCACGUAGUCCACCAUAUACAGCAACUGUUCUCUUUGAAUUGUAUAAGAAAGGCGAUAGCUACUACAUUGAAAUUUUCUAUAAAAAUUCGACAAACGAGAAUCUGUCGCCUUUGAACAUGCCAACGUGUGGAGUGAGAUGUUCAAUAAGGGAUUUUCGACGAAUUUAUGAGACUGUGAUCCCAACGGAAUCAUUUGAAAAAGAAUGCGAAGUAUCACUAUUGUCUUUGACUUAUGAAGAAGUCGAAUAUCGUGGACUUGAUGGAAGUUGGCUUGCACUAACUUUGCUGUUGCUAGUUGUACUGGCAAUUGUUCUCAUGGCAUGGAAAAUGUUUCAACAAGAACGAAACAUGAGAUGGUACCACCGAAUCUAAGACGCGCACUCGUAAUCUCAUCAUUUUCAAUUGAUUUCACAAGAUGCCAUACAUAAAAAAAA
This is a messenger RNA of Contarinia nasturtii (swede midge), 1660 nucleotides long. RefSeq names its product prostatic acid phosphatase-like. NCBI's taxonomy places the organism in Eukaryota, Metazoa, Arthropoda, Insecta, Diptera, Cecidomyiidae. The record is from RefSeq and is a predicted model, not a curated record. Gene Ontology annotation, molecular function: phosphatase activity. The transcript has 8 exons. Bases 321 to 1598 code for a protein of 425 amino acids. Gene Ontology annotation, biological process: dephosphorylation.